Messenger RNA from Suillus fuscotomentosus, 647 nucleotides. RefSeq lists its product as uncharacterized. Lineage: Eukaryota; Fungi; Basidiomycota; Agaricomycetes; Boletales; Suillaceae. The record is from RefSeq and is a predicted model, not a curated record. Bases 163 to 402 code for a protein of 79 amino acids. The transcript has 3 exons.
GUUGUGUAGUCCCCACGUAUUCCGAAGGUACCUUCGACCGACACUGCGUAGCACAUCCAGAUGCACAUAGUAUGCAAGUGAUGCAGGUUCACCGGGGUAUCAGGAUGACUAUCCACAUCGAAUCUCCAUAUUUCCCGUAGGCUGUGAUUUCACCCAGUCACAAUGCCAGGGAAUAAUCAAUUAUCAAACUACCCUUCACCGCAAGCCAUAAGGGCAUGUGUGCACUAUGUACUUCCUUACCGAGGUGAAGUCGCCGCCUUCCACCCUCGUUUCCCAGAAAGAAGUACUGCGGUCUGCAGAGAAGCGACCGGCCCAGUGGAUUUGAAUGCGCCCGACAUCAUCUACACUGCAGAAGAUGAUGAAGCGAUCGAAAAAUUUCACCGUGGCAACAGUAUGUCCUGAAUUCAUUUUCCCAUUCUUAAGGUAACAUACCUGAUCGAAUCCCAGUCCAAACGUCUUGGCACUCGCUCGGGACUUGUGCCAUGAAAUCAAGGGCAGAUCAAGGAGUCGUUGACGCUCGGCUAAAUGUGUAUGGUGUGACAAACCUGAAGGUUGCAGACUUAUCCAUCGUGCCGAAGAAUGUUGGUACGAACACUUAUUCGACGGCGCUCAUCAUUGGAGACAAGGCUGCGAUGAUCAUUGCUGAA